Molecule: messenger RNA, 1383 nt
Organism: Schistosoma margrebowiei
Lineage: Eukaryota; Metazoa; Platyhelminthes; Trematoda; Strigeidida; Schistosomatidae
Source: the annotation of a GenBank genome assembly
AUUUGAACCUCAAGGACAUGAAGCGUUCUAGGUAAACCGAGAGUUUCAAACUCGCUGGAUUUCUGUGUUUCGGGGAGCAGAAAUCUUAAAAAAGAUAUUGGUACAAGAAGGCACCAAAUACAUAUGCGCCACGCAAAUCUUAUUUGAUAUGUGUGAGGGCCGUGAUACUGCCCGGGUGCCCAAACCGAAGCAGGUGGUUUUCUUAGGAGACCACACUCACAGCCUUCGACCUGGUCUGAUCCACAAAGCAAUGUAAGGAGAUGCAUUCACAUGGUAGCCGGUGACCAAUGACUGAUUCAUACGCUAUUUGUUCCUUCAGGAUAUUGGAGCCCAUGUGCACCAUUGGUUUGGGAGCAGUGUUUUCCAACUCCCCUAGGUGGACUCUCCAUGUCCAACAACCCAACUAAAUCGCCAGACAUUCGCUUUUUGUCCUCUCAACUUCGUAAACAACACCCCCGCCACGAGAAGGCAGUGAGUAGGACUUCCCUAGCAGAGGCUGUAUAGGCGUGGCCAUGUGAGAGCACUUCGAGAAGGAGAGCGGACUCCCCCCACUCUCGGCCGUACCAGGACAUUUGGGUGCGAGGCUCUAUGUUGUUUAUGAUUUAUUUGAAAAUCCUCUCAUCCACAUCUCAUAAGCGUUAUUUAUGUUACUAUUAUUAAUCUCAAAUUUUGCUACUUAUAUAUAUAUCUUCUAUGUAUUCUUUACUGGUUUUUACCUUUGUGUUGUCUUCAUAGUAUUAUGUCAGGUGUGAAAGCUGCAAGGCCAAUUCUGUCUAGAAAUCAUGCAGAAGCUCGAAGGCGAGUCAUUAGUUUAUAUCGUUCCUGGUACAGACAACUUCCUUUUAUACCAAAAGAAUAUGCUCAGAGUAGCGUAGAUCUUACAGUGCCGGUUUUGUAUGCAAGAUUAAGGGAAGAGUUCCGUAAAAAUAAGGAUAUAAAAGAUGUACGUAUAAUUGACUUGUUAAUUCACAGAUGGCAAAAUGAACUAAUUGAAGUGGCGCGUUUGUGGAAGUCUGAUACGCAUGUGAUGGACUUUUUUAGAGAAGAUCAUCUCCCAGAAAAGCCGAAAGAUUUCUUGGAUAAAUUUCUAUCUGGAAAGCAGUAAUAUUUACGAAACUUUUGAAUUGUAGAAGCUUUUGUUUAUAGUGUGGUAGAUAAUUUUUAUCUCAUAAUUUUUCUACUGUAUGCUGAAAGUGAUAAGUGACAGCAUGAAAUGAGACAAAAUAUUUACCGAGGCUUUGAGCUAAUACCAGUCUCAACUUGCUUAUUGUAGAUUUCCAGUAAUACAUCUAAGACCAUUUUUAGCAGCGGAUGAGUAUACAUAAAAUUGAAGAUAAUUACGUUUAGAGGGAUCAUUAAAGACUGUCAAACAUAAAACCGCCA